Messenger RNA from Hemicordylus capensis (graceful crag lizard), 2582 nucleotides. It is a transcript of the gene KCNK17, whose product is annotated as potassium two pore domain channel subfamily K member 17. Gene Ontology annotation, cellular component: membrane. The transcript has 5 exons. NCBI's taxonomy places the organism in Eukaryota, Metazoa, Chordata, Lepidosauria, Squamata, Cordylidae. Gene Ontology annotation, molecular function: potassium ion leak channel activity. Gene Ontology annotation, biological process: stabilization of membrane potential; potassium ion transmembrane transport. Bases 170 to 1126 code for a protein of 318 amino acids. The record is from RefSeq and is a predicted model, not a curated record.
CGCGGCGGGUGUGCGCAGAAGCGUGGCUGUCCUCUCCGGAGAGCAAUGCAAGAAGCGACACCGCCGCCUCGAGUAAGUCAGAACCGCCCCCGGGGCGACCGCUUCCCCGCCUUCCUCAGCAACCCCGCCGAAAACUUGCCAGCCUGCUAGACGAGCUGCUGGGUGGGAGAUGUGUGGCGACGGCGACAGCAGCAGGACGCCGCGGGGGCCCCCCUCGGCGGCUGGGCGCUGCUGGCUUCCCGCCACGCCGCUGCUGCUCAUUGCCUACUUGAGCUACCUGCUGCUGGGCAGCGCCGCGUUCUGGGCGAUCGAAGGGCCGGUGGAGCAGGGCACGGCGCACCGGCUGCUGCAGGAGAAGUGGGACCUGCUGGAGAACUUCACCUGCCUGGAGAGGGAGGCUCUCGAGCAGCUCCUGAAGGGUGUCAUCCAGGCUUACAAGAGUGGACUUGUUGUUAAAGGAAAUACGAGUCUGGGCAGAUGGGACUUUGUUGGCUCCUUCUUCUUCUCUGUUUCUGCAGUAACAACCAUUGGCUAUGGUAACUUGAGUCCCAGCACAGUGACUGCACAAGUCUUCUGCAUCUUCUUUGCUCUCUUUGGGAUCCCCUUAAACCUUGUCCUCCUGAAUAGGAUAGGACGGCUGAUGCUUUCUGGUGUUCAUCAGUGUGCCCGCCACUUGGGUGAGAAGUUCCACUGGCAGAGAGAGGCAGCCGUGUUGACACGGAUUUGUGCGCUAGUUGCUGGUCUCUUGCUAUUCCUUCUGCUACCUCCUCUAUUGUUCACUGCCAUAGAGGGCUGGACCUAUGAAGAAGGAUUCUACUACUCCUUCAUUACUCUUAGCACAAUAGGCUUUGGAGACUAUGUAAUUGGUAUGAACCCUGAUCGCACUUACCCAGCCUGGUACAAGAAUGUGGUUUCUCUGUGGAUUCUCUUUGGGAUGUCCUGGUUAGCCCUGAUCAUCAAUCUUUGCAUCAGCUUGCUAGAGAGUUACAGUGGCAUCUGCCAGUGCUGCAAGAGAAAGAGCAAAGGGAUGGCGCAGGACUGGAAAGACAACCAAAAUGCCAGUUUAGAGCCUGAGGAUGGGCAGAGCUGCAGCAUGAAAGACACCAAGCCUGCAGGACCAGACUGAGUUCUAUUUGUUCAGCUGAAGUGUUUUGAUUUGGCAGGAGGGUGGCUGGGCAGUCCCCAGUUGGGGUGCCAUGCUCCGGCUGCAGCAGAUGUGUGACUCUUGGGCCACAGUGGAAAUGAAAGUGUGCCCAUCGUGUAGCCAAGGACUCCCUCACACAUGGUAUCUUUCCUACUUGCUGUAUAGGAAUGUAUAGGAAAAGCCUAUGCUGUUUUGUAUGAAAUCAGCAGAAGGGUUUAUUCUGCAGCAAGUACAAAAAUUGGGAAACCAUUGUCACGAGACAACCUCCAUCUUGGAAACUUUGGCCUCUGACCCAAGCAAGGCUGAGCAGAGCCCCAUUCACUGAUAGGCACUUGAUGCUAGGAGGAAGCAAGCCCCAAGGUGGGUCAAACAGCUGUGUCACGCAAAUCUGAGCUAGUGCAAAGCCACCUAGAAAAGGUUGGUGCUCCCAUCCUGAAUUCCUUGCAUACCCAAUAGGGCCAGAGUUCCAAGUAAAGUGGUUCUGGGUCUUGAGCAAAAGAUCAUUUCUGGAAAUUUGAACCACCCCACCCUACAAUCCAAUCAAGACAAGCUUUCAGGCAGCUAAUUAGACUUGGCACAAUGAGCCCUUUUGUCCAAUGAGCUCAUUUGAAUAAUGAAUGUCCCAUCCACACAUCUCCUCUAGAUUCUGUACUGGAAGGUUCCCCCUUCUCUCUUUUCUAUUUCUAGUUUUCCCUGCAGAUGGAAAAUCCCUAUUAAAAGCCUUUGCUCUCAAGCCCAAGAUCAAAAUAUUUUGGUUUGCCCAGCAAUCUGCUCAGCUGAGUGUCUGUAGUGCACUCAAAGCCUUUCUCCUUUGGCUGAAUCCCGCUGUCAUUGAGCUGAAAUGCUGGACUGCAGAGCCCAGACCCACUGAGCUAAAAUCACAUUCCCACAGUGAUCCUAGCAUAGGCUUACAGUGGGGAAAGCUGCAUAAGCUAUUCUUGGAACAAAACAUCCUUGAGCCAUUCUCUGCAUAGGGGGGUAGUAGUCCCUGUACCUGACUAGCUUGAACCCCUGAAUGGAGCCAAUGGAUCUGGACCAUUCCCUGUGUGAAUUUGCUGCCCGCAAACUGCUGCACCUCACUGCCAUGGAAAACCAGUGAUCCCUUUGCUAGCUGUGGCCAUGCAGAGUGAACUUGGUGCCAAAUCAGCACCCUGAGACUUUUUCUUGCCUGCCACUCUAACAGCACCUCUGUGGCCCAGACCCUUGAAUCUCCCUCUGUGAGAUUCAUAAGUCUCUACUCGGUCCCUUCCCCUUUCCACCCAUGUGCCAAUGCCUGCCAACUAUCAAGCUAUUAGAGCCUUCCUUCCCACCCGCUACCAGCUUCUCUCUCUCAGGGAACUGUCUUCACUCUCUGCACAACCAGGAUUAUCUGAAGGUUGCCAAAUGCUGAAUUUUACAUUAUCCCUCUGCUUUAUACAAAAUAAACGUUCUUUAUUUU